This is a messenger RNA of Rotaria sordida, 602 nucleotides long. Lineage: Eukaryota; Metazoa; Rotifera; Eurotatoria; Philodinida; Philodinidae. The record is from the annotation of a GenBank genome assembly.
UAGCAGAAUUAAAAGAAAAAAAAUUAGAUUCAUUCGAAGCUAUCGAAGCACAUGAUAAAAAAGCAAAACAAACACUUAUUCAAUUAGCACAACAAGCUAAACCAAUUAAAAUGGAAGGUAAUAAUAUUGCACUUUUUGGUUUGACAUCAACUGGAAAAUCAACAAUGCUUAAUAGUCUUCUUGGUGAAAAAAAAGCUGCAACAGGUGCUGGAGAAACAACUAUAGAAGUUUCAUCUUAUUCUGGUAGAGAUUUCAUUCUUUGGGAUAUACCUGGUCGAAAUGAUGAAGUAACAUAUAUGAGUAUGCAAUAUAUAUCAUUUUUCAAAGGAUUAACACGACGUCUCAUUCUUGUUCAAUCUACAAUCAAAGAAAAUUCAAGUAUAAUGAAAUUUUUAGAUGCAAUCGAACUUCAUUAUGAUAUUGUUGUGAACAAAAUGGAUCGUAUUGAAGAAGAAGAACGAGUAGAAUUUUGUGAACAAAUACGAAAAGAAAUUUCAAAAAUUGGUUUGAAAUGUGUAGGUCGUGUAUUUUUUGUUAGUGCGAAAUAUCCUGCACAAUUUCCUGAUUGGCUCGAAAUGGUCAAGUAUCUAAAACAUUAUUAA